UUUAGACAGAAAAUCCUUACGGAAAGUCUAUAUAUUAUCUUCUCUUGCCUUAACUUUUGCAACUUCUCAUCUAAGAAACUAAAAAAAUGGGUGAAGCCCCAACCACCACAGCCUCGGCCGUCCGUGGUGGUGGCCGGGGCUUUGAUAUCUUCGGUUUCACAGUCCACGUUGUCCGCGGGCGGUGGUUCUCCCUCUUCGCCUCCUUCCUCAUCAUGGCCGGAGCCGGUGCAACAUACCUUUUCGGAGUUUACUCCAAAGACAUAAAAUCCUCCCUCGGAUACGACCAAACCACCCUCAACCUCCUAGGUUUCUUCAAAGACCUCGGCGCCAAUGUUGGUGUCCUCUCCGGCCUCAUCGCCGAGGUAACUCCGACAUGGUUCGUCCUCUUAGUCGGCUCGGCGAUGAAUUUCACUGGCUACCUCAUGAUAUGGCUGGCCGUCACCGGAAAAAUCAGCAAGCCAAAAGUUUGGCAGAUGUGUCUUUACAUCUGCAUCGGAGCCAAUUCCCAGAACUUUGCCAAUACCGGAGCUCUGGUCACCUCCGUGAGGAACUUCCCGGAGAGCCGGGGCAUAAUGCUGGGACUCUUGAAGGGCUUUACAGGGCUAAGUGGAGCUAUCAUGACUCAAAUUUACUUAGCCAUCUAUGGAAAUGACUCCAAGUCUCUCAUCCUCCUCAUCGCUUGGCUUCCCGCCGCAAUAUCGGUGGUGUUUGUGUAUACAAUUCGGAAUUUGAAGGUUGUCAGGCAGCCCAAUGAGCUCACAAUCUUCUACCAUUUUCUCUAUGUUUCGAUUGCGCUAGCUCUGUUUUUAAUGGUCAUGACUAUAUGUCAGAAACUGGUGACUUUUCCACAAGCUGCUUAUGCGGGUAGUGUUGCUGUUGUUUGUGCUUUACUCUUUGUUCCUCUUUUUAUCGCGAUUAGAGAAGAGCUUGUUCUUUGGAAAGCCCAAGGCAAAAAUCCCACUUCAAUAUCAACCCAGAUUCAAUCAAUUGCAGAGCCAAAACACUCAGAAGAACCGACAAUAAAGCCAGAAGAGAAAAAGACUUCUUCUUCUUCUUGCUUUGCAGAGACCUUUUUUAAUAAGCCGGAAAGAGGAGAGGACUACACAAUCUUACAAGCACUUUUAAGCACUGACAUGCUGAUUCUGUUUGUUGCAACAUUUUGCGGUCUGGGUUCGAGUCUUACCGCUGUGGACAAUUUAGGACAGAUUGGGGAGUCACUCGGAUACCCACAGAAAACAAUAAAAACAUUCGUUUCGCUUUUAAGCAUAUGGAAUUACUUCGGCAGAAUCUUCGCUGGCUUCGUUUCUGAAACCUUGCUCGCAAAGUACAGAUUUCCGAGGACGCUUAUGAUGACGCUAGUCCUUUUUUUGUCGUGCAUCGGCCUUCUCCUCAUCGCAUUCCCAGUCCCAGGUUCAGUCUACGUGGCAUCAGUGAUCAUUGGGUUCUCAUUUGGCGCACAAUUGCCAUUGCUUUUCGCAAUCAUAUCGGAGCUCUUUGGGCUAAAGUACUACUCUACAUUGUUCAAUUGUGGGCAAUUGGCUAGUCCUCUCGGGUCCUACAUUCUAAAUGUGAAGGCCACCGGGCCUUUAUAUGACCGCGAGGCAUUGAAGGAGCUAGAGAGAAAGGGAUUGACUCGGUCGUCCGUGAAGGAAUUGACUUGCAUUGGUGAUCAUUGUUAUAGAAUUGCUUUUGUGAUUUUGGCUAGUGUGACCUUCUUUGGAGCUCUUGCUUCACUAAUCUUGGUUGCGAGAACUCGAGAAUUUUACAAAGGGGAUAUAUAUAAGAAGUAUAGAGAGAAAGCAGAGGAGGCUGAUGCUGAGGUUGCUUUGGCAGCUGGGAAUGAAGGCAGAGAGAUUCAAAUGACGGGAAAAGGAGUUGAAGGUGAAGAGGACAGGCAAAGAAAAUGAAAGAAUGAAACUGGCUUGCAGGUAAAAGAGCAAAGCCAAAGAAAAUGUAACUGCUUUGCUUUUUUGGGCAGUGUAUCAUUUCAUUAAGCGUGUAGGUUGCUUCCCUGUUUUAGAAAAUAAAUAAAAAAAAUGUUUCAAACCUCAUUUUCCUCCCAA
Camellia sinensis is the source of this 2063-nucleotide messenger RNA. RefSeq names its product Major facilitator superfamily protein. The record is from RefSeq and is a predicted model, not a curated record. Gene Ontology annotation, cellular component: membrane. NCBI's taxonomy places the organism in Eukaryota, Viridiplantae, Streptophyta, Magnoliopsida, Ericales, Theaceae.